Cucurbitaria berberidis CBS 394.84 is the source of this 1413-nucleotide messenger RNA. RefSeq lists its product as uncharacterized. The record is from RefSeq and is a predicted model, not a curated record. The transcript is spliced from 3 exons. Lineage: Eukaryota; Fungi; Ascomycota; Dothideomycetes; Pleosporales; Cucurbitariaceae. Bases 1 to 1413 code for a protein of 470 amino acids.
AUGGAUGGCCUAAGUGGCGCCGCAAGCAUAUUCGCUAUUCUUCAGUUGUCUGACAAAGUUGUGAAAUACAUCAAUAGUGCUGCCGGUGCUACACGCGAUCGAACACAACUUCGCGACCGAGUACGAGCAUGCAGUUACAUCCUGUUGCAACUCAGCGAUAAGGCCGACGACUCUGAGGAGGCCGAGGCCUGGUCAGCAACUAUCGAAGCUCUAGCACGACCCGGCGCACCUCUACACCGUCUUUAUGGGGCUCUGAGCCUGGUGGCAGUAAAGCUCCAAACAAAAGAUAACAUCACGAGAGCGUUGAAAUGGCCAUUUCAGGAGAAAGACGUACGCAAGCUCAUUGAGCUGAUCGAACAAGAAAAGAGUCUACUGAAUUUGGCACUUGGAAACAGUGCUGGAAGACUUCUUCACGAGAUGAAAGCUCGCUCCAAAGAAAACAGCCAGCAGCUCGUAGAGCUGACACGACUUGUAGCGAAAGGUUCACAUGACAAUGAAAGCAGUUUUCAAGAGGUGAACAAUAGAUUGUUUACGAUCCAUGCAACACAAAGCGGCAUGUUCACCGGCAUCCACGAUUUAUACGAGCGUCAGAACGACCAUGAAGCUACCCAAUCACGCCGGUUUAUCCUUGAGUGGCUUACACCGGUCGAUUACCCUUCACAGCAGCAAGACGCCAUUAUUAAGCGACAGGAAGAGCAGACAAUCGAGAACAUCCUCGCAGGGUUGCUAAAACAACUUGCUGAAGGACAGACUCCGCUACCGAAGUCUGUGAGGGAUCUCUAUGACCAGCACGGAAAGGGCCAAAGACGACCUUCACUGAUGGCCAUUUCAAAAGUCUACAACUUGACAUAUCUACUAUCAACGAUUAUCGAGCUUCAGCAGCAAUGCAAAAUCAAUCUUCUAGCAACUUCGCGGUUCAUUCCUGAGAUCACAAAAAGUUUUGAUGGUACUCAAACUCUUGAAAUCCGAGCAAGCAAUGACGAUGUGAGAAUAUACCUCCAGGGACACAUGCUACGACUACCUAAAUUUGUUCAACGAAAUACAAAAUUACAAGAGGACAUCAAGCAAAGGAUUGUUGAUUCUGUUGACGGGAUGUUUCUACUGGCUCAUCUCCAUUUCGACUCCCUAGUCGGCAAGAAAACAGCAAAGGCCGUCCGGACCGCUCUGGAGACGUUUAUUACAGGAUCAGGAGCUUAUGAUUCAGCGUAUAGAGCCGCAAUGCAGCGAAUCGAAGGGCAAGUCACGGAUCAAGAAGAACUGGCAAAGCAGGCUCUGGCAUGGAUCACAUGCGCAAGACGUCCUUUAUCUACAUUGGAGCUCCAAGAAGCACUGGGUGUAGAAAUCGGCGAGCUCGAACUUGACCCGGAAACUUCCCAGAUAUUGGAGACAUUGUCUCAGCAUGUGCUGGGCUAA